Messenger RNA from Cladophialophora carrionii CBS 160.54, 1482 nucleotides. RefSeq lists its product as uncharacterized. The record is from RefSeq and is a predicted model, not a curated record. Gene Ontology annotation, biological process: regulation of DNA-templated transcription. The transcript has 2 exons. The coding region runs from base 1 to 1482 and encodes 493 amino acids. Gene Ontology annotation, molecular function: DNA-binding transcription factor activity, RNA polymerase II-specific; zinc ion binding. NCBI's taxonomy places the organism in Eukaryota, Fungi, Ascomycota, Eurotiomycetes, Chaetothyriales, Herpotrichiellaceae.
AUGGGGCGUCGACACAAAAAUUACCAUCACAAAGUUCGGUCCGGCUGUGUCACUUGCAAGGCCCGACAUGUGAAAUGCGAUGAGGGCAAGCCGGGCUGCCUCCGUUGCGAGAGGUCAAACAAACCAUGUGGCGGAUACGACCUCCCCCGAGCCUGGAUAUUUGAUCCCUAUUGUGACUUCGACAGCCCAGAUGGGAAGAAGCAAGCACGGUCCCGAGCGCCCAAGAAUCUAGGUACCUUGGGCGACCCGCUGCCAACCGCACGCGCCAGGCUGGGCAAAGAUCUAGCCAUAGGAUCGCCAGGCUACGUGCAAUAUCUGCUCGAGAACUAUUCGGGCGAACGAAGGAGUCAUAUGUCGCUCCUUUUCGACUACACACUAAUCCACUACGGUCCUGUGUACAUCUGGCGCUUGUUUACAGAUUCGACCGAGCACAAGAUCUGGCGGUUCAAAUUCGUGCAGUUGAUGCUCUGUGAGCCCGCCCUCUUGGAGGCUGUAUUCGCUGCCGCAAGUCGAUCGAUGGAUGUCACUGCGCAACCAUCGAGCGAUGUUAUCUUCGAUUCCCUGGCACACUAUAACAAAGCGCUCACGCUGCUCCGGGGGAGCAUAUCAGAACCGUCGGCAGCUUACAACGACGCGAUCUUCUGGUCGAUCAUUGCACUUCUUAUCAAUGAUCAGGAACGGGGAGAUUGGCGUAGCUAUGGUGUCAACCUGCGUGGUAUCCGGCAGAUCGUACAGUUGCGCGGUGGCGCCGAGUCGUUACGGACCUUACGCGACCGCUCAUACAGUAUGUACUCGUGGGCGGAGUCCUGUUAUGCGAAGCACGUUGACCCGAGUAAACCGACUGCCGCGGACGAGCCCGAAGUAUCAUCUGAAGCUCCCGAGUUCGAAGUGCCUGCUGAGAAGGCACUCUCAUCAAUACGCCAGUACUCUCCGGCUUUUUUCCAUAUUGCCAAACAGCAUCCAUUGGCAUGCCCUACCAUUUGUGCGUUAGAAACGACAUUGCGAUGGCUCGGUACGCAUCCAAUUUCCAAUGGAAGCGAAUUCCCACGAGACCAAAGCGAAAUGCGCGCGACUCUGGCCAAGACAUGGUACAAGUUGCUACGCAAAAGUGCUUCCAAGGAAAUGGACCGACUGGUGUCUCUCGGUAUAUUCGCCCUACUUAUUGGGAUUGCUCCACUAUCAAUGGCUGAACAAUACCCCCACGUCCUGACCAGAUAUACUUUAGAACUUGAUGGCAUGAUUGUUACUGCCGCAUCUGAGGACUGCGCUCUCUGGACAGGCCUGGUUCUCGCUUCGAUGCCUCUCAACGUUGGUCUCGUGCCCAAGUCUCGGUGGAUGCUCCUCCAGCAAGUGAUUUCGCAAAGAGCGGUCGGGCGAGACUGGGAAGAAGUCAGAGACAUCGCCGGCCAGUUUUACAUGACAGACACUCUAGAAUCUCAAUGGCAGGAGUGCUGGGAGCUUGCCAUCAGCAAAUUCUCUUAA